UAGUGGUUGUGGUGGUUUAGUCAUAUCAGUAACAGACACGUCGGCGGGAAGGACGGAGGAGUGUGAGAGAGUGAGAGAAAGAGAGAGAGAGAGAGCAGGGAGAGAGAAAGAGUGAAUGACAGACAGAAAAGAAAUCCAAGUUGCAUAUAAAGAAAGAAAGAAAGAAAGGAGUGAUAAGGAAUUGAGAGGAAGAAAGAAAGAGAUGAAGAGAGAAAAACAACAAUGAAAAGUGUGUAAGUGAAAGAAAUAAGAGAAGUACAAAAAAUAUAAAGAAAGAAAGAAAGAAAAGGAGUAAUGAGGGAGUGACAGGAAGAAACAAGGAGAUUAAAAGAGAAAGAAAAACAACAACAAUGAAAAGUGUGUCAAAGAAAUAAGAGAAGUAGAAAAAAAAUGAUAAUAAUGAAAUGAAAUGAAAAAUAAGUGAAGAGAAAGUGACGUCAAACCAAGGAGGAAAAGGCAAAGGCAUAAAAAGUGGAGAUAAAAAAAAGAGAGUAAGAUAAAGAUAGAAAAGAAAGUAGGAAUGUAAAGUAAGCGAGGAAGGAACGAGUUUAGUAAAGAGGAAGGAAAAAAAGAAAAGAAAAAGAAAAUAAGAAAAUUGAGAGAAUACAGAGAAAAAAAAGUAACAAAAAAAGAAAAAAAGAAGAAAAAAAAGAAAUCUAAGAAAUGAAUGAGACUAAUCAAACUUUCUCUUUCUAAUUGAGACUGAUGAGAAAAGUGAGAGAGUGAGAGAGAGAGCGAGAGUGAGAGAAUAAGAUUAGAGACAGUGAGAGAGAGAGAGGGAACGAGAGGACAAAAGUGAGAUAGUGAUUGAGAGAGAGAGAGAGAGAGAGAGAUGGAGAACAGUGGAGGAGAAAGUGCAGCAUCGGAGGAGAACAAGGCAACUAUCUCCUUUCCUCCUCCUCCUCCUCUUCCUCCUCCUCCACCUCCUCCUCCACCUCCUCCUCCUCCUCUUACUUUAACUCCUCCUUCUCCACCUUCUUCACCUCUUUCCUCCUCUUCUCCUCCACUACCUCCACCUCCUCCCUCCGCACCGACUCCAACCAAUUUCUCCUCCUCCUCCUCUUCUUCCCCUCCUCCUCCUCCUCCUCCUCUUCUUCCUUCUUCUUCUUCUUCUUCUCAUCCUCCUCCAUCGUCGCUUAAUGCAGAAAAUGGAUAUCCACGAAGAAAACACUCCUCCGGGGACCUUCACUCGCGCCUCAAGACCCGCAAGAUCCUGGGUGUGGGGGAGACGGAUAAUGGUGACAUACACAGGUCCAAGAUUUCGCAGGUGCUGGGCCACAACGAGCACCUGUACGUCAAGCUCCCCCGCGGGUUUUGGUCCGCCCACGUGGCCAUGGGCGUGGGCGUGACCCUGGAGGCGGGGCUGCUGCUGCUCGCCCCCCGCCUCGCCUCGCGCCUGGGGGUGAUGCCCUUUGAUGAUGAUGACGAUGAUGACGACGAUAUCGAGGACACCACCGCCGCCCGUGUUGCUGGUGCGGCCCUGGCUGGCCUGUGUGUGUUCGUGUGGUCGCUGCUGGGCACCUCGGACAAGCACUACGCCCGCACCAUGCUGCUGUCGAUGCUGACCUACCACAUCCUUUCCAUCUGCGUGUCCGCCGCCGCCGCUCUCACCACCACAGAGACAGUGAUGACGACGAUGGACGGGCAGGAGGUACCCACAAGCCCCGGAGAAGGCGCUGCAGGGGCUGAGGAGGGCGGGGGAGGCGGAGGCGACGACGGGGGCCUGUUCGGGAGUCGCCUGGCCCUGUGCGUGAGCGUGCGCGCGCUGAUGUGUCUGGUCUGCCUCGCCUACUUCUACUCGAUCGCUGGAUAUGCUCCCAUACGAGGACAGAAACCUACGGGCUUCCGUCAACCCACCCACGGACACAAAGACCAGUAAGAGGGCGGGUGACGGGGGGCUGGAGGGGCUGGGGGUGGAGGUGGAGGAGAUGAAGGUGGAGGUGAGGUGGUUAGUUGGAGAUGUGGACUGAUAUGGAUGCUUUUUAUCUUCUGGUGGUUGCGUCUCCACUUGUACCCUUCUCACUCUCUCCCACCCCAGACUCCACCUCCAGCCCCUCCACCCCCAGUUCUUUAGCCCCCACCCCGCCCCCACCCUAUGGUCACAAGCUCUUCCCUCCCCUCCCCCUCACCCCCCACCCCCCUUCCAACCAGAGGAAUGGGUUUAGAGGGAGGACGGGAGGAGGAUGAAGAGGACUCGAUUCCAAGAUUGAGUCCAGGAAACCGAGAAUUGAAGCACAGACACACACACACACACACACACACACACACACACACACACACACACACACACACACACACACACACACACACACACACACACACACACACACACACACACACACACACACACACUCUUCGUCCCUCAGCACUCAAAUCAAAUACUGCACUUCAUUCCGUCUGUGAACCUUAAAGAAAAGAGGAAGAAGAAGAAAAGAAAAAGAAAACAAGAGAAGAAGAGGAAGAAGAAGAAAAGGGAGAAGAAAGAGAGAAAAAAACGUCUCUACAAAUGCAUGAUACUUGAAUGAUCAUAAACUAAAUGUAUAUUGAAGAUUGUCAUGUACGUGUGUAUGUAUGUAUGUAUGUAUGUAUGUAUGUAUGUAGGCACACUUGAUGUUCAUGUGUAAAGACUUGAAUUUGGUAAGAAGAAGAGAAGGAGAGAGAGAUAGAGAGAGAGGGGAGAGAAAGAGAGAGAGAGAGAGAGGGAGGGAGAGAAACACGAUCCCUCUCUCCCUCUCUCCUCUCAUAAAUGUUUCAUGCCCUUAAAUGUAUCACCUCCUCCUCUCUCCUCCUCCUCCUCCUCCUCCUCUUCCUCCUCCUCCUUCUAUGGGGGGGCAAGCGAAGGACUGUUUGUGUUGCUACAGUUGGCACCCGCAAUGUGUUGAGGCCCACUGUAGAGGCUUGUUUGUGUUGUGUGUGUGUUGCGUGUGUGUGUGUGUGUGUGUGUGUGUGUGUGUGUGUGUGUGUGUGUGUGUGUUGCUUGAGAAAUAAUGAUGACACGGUUACUGAGAGAGAGAGAGAGAGAGAGAGAGAGAGAGAGAAUGUUUGUAUGUGCGUUCGUCAGUGUGUUCCAUGUUCAACACCUUCACGCUCGUCUGUGCACCAUCACCUUCAUCUUCACCUUCCCUUCACUAUCAUCACCUUCAUCACCUUCCUUCGUUCACACUGUUCUUCCCUCCUUCUUCUUCCUCCUUCCUUUCCCUGUCCUUUCUUUGGUUUGGAAUGAAGACAGACAAAAAAAAAGAUAAAAAAAGGCGAAGAUAAAGAAAACAGUAAAGAAAAAAAAAAGAAUUCUCCGUUCCUUGCUUACUUGCUAAAUUUGGAAGAGGAGGAGGAGUAAGAGGAGUAGGAAGAGGAGGAGGAGGAAGAGAAGUGUGUGGAGUAGGUGGAGUAGUAAAACCAUAUAGAGGAGGAAGAAUAGUGGUAGGAAAGCAGGAGGAGGAGGAAGCGGAAUGGUAGAAGCAGGAAGAAGAAGAGUAGGAGGAUAAGCAGGAGAACCAGGAUUAGCAGUAUAAGAAGCAGGUGGAGGAGGUGAAUGAAGGGAAUAUGUGGGUGUAUGUGGAGGUGGAGGAAGAAGAAGGUAAGAGAAUGAGGAGGGGGAGGAGGACAGAAAAAAGAGAAUGAAUGUGUGUGGAGGGUUGCAAUGUUUGGUAAGAAAAAUAAGAGAGAAUGAUGGGAAGAUGGGAAGAUGCUGGAGAGAGGGAGAGAGAGAGAGGUGAGUGGGUGGGUGGUGGGUGUCUGUGUGGGUGUGUCGGGCGGUGGGUGGUGGGUGUGUGGGUGGUGAGGGCAGCCUUCGUGUUGUGGAGCACACACACACACACACACACACACACACACACACACACCGGCGCUUGUUUCUGCAUCUUCGCGUCCUUCGCUUCUCGCGGCAACACCCGCGGCGCCGCGUCUCGCCCGGCGGCGCCCCGCGCGUGCCGCCACCGUGUGCCGCGACGCCGCCGCCGCCGCUUGGCCGCCGCCCUUCGCUGUCUCUUCCCUGCAAAUUGGACAAGUCAUAUAUAAAGUUUAUAUUCCGGUAUUUGUAUCGCUAGCGUUAAGGAGGAAUCCCUCACUACAAGUAAUGAUAAUGAUGAUACUACUUAUAAUAUUACAACUGUUUGGUAGCUUGGUAUGUACACGCCUCUUAAUAACCUUCAUUACGAUAUAUAUAUACGUGUUUGCGUCACAGUUAUCCCGUAGCGUAGCCGUAGCUUAGGACCAGCGAGUGUGUAGCGCCACGCGGCCUGGCGCGGCCCGCGCCAGGCCGCCCCGAGGCGCCCGGAGGUGAGGCGCAGCCCCCCGCCCCCCGCCACGCCCCCUGCCUGCCGCGGGGGUUGAGGCAGAGGGGGUGCUGGGGGGGCGGGGGUCCAGGGGGAGCCGCUGCGCCGCGAAGUAAUACUGAGCCCUUUACAGUGAGCCCCGCGCGGCCACGCACACACCUCGGCACGAUGUACAUAGCGCGCGUAAUUAUAUAGAUAUGUUAAGUAUAGCGGUGUUUAGGAACAUAAUUAUAUAAUUACCGAGGAGGAGGAAGAAGACAAGGAGGAGGAGGAGGAGGAGGAGCCACUACUAGCCUGCCGUAGCCCGGCGAGACGUAGCACUUCACCGAUUAUGCAAACCCUGGGAACACUGAGCGACCCGCCGCCCCGCCCGCCGCCCGCUGCCCGACCCUCCUGUUGCCCCGCCCCGCGCCACACGUCCCGCGCCGCGCCCCGCACACGCCACCACGCGGGCUGCCGUGCACUUGUCACCACGCCGCACAGGUCAAACCUCGUCCAGGUGUUCGCGUUCUCUCCCUUCCCUUCGCCUCUUAACCUUCUGUGGCGCGGGGCGAGACAAACCUCGGUGCUGCCCCCACGCUCCUGCUGCUGCUACUGUUACUACUACUACUACUACUACUACUACUACUACUACUACUACUACUACCACCACUGCUACUGCUGCUUUGUUACUGCUGCUGCUGCUGUCGGUGGUGGUCAGGUGCCAUCCUUCCUACCUGCUUACCUGGACUCUUAAUCAAUGGAUCUUCAGUGCCUUUGACGAUCACCUUCCUCUCAUUAGCUACCCGCCACUCACCUGCCCUCCCGUGUGAAGUCCUUGAUGAGGCAGACAACAGGUGCACAGGUGAACAUUCGUGUGCUGCUUACCUGUACAGCUCGUUCAUUUGUUUGUUUCAUUCGUUACUUUCUUCAUCCCUUCUCGUGGAGUCGCUUGCUUGCUUGGCCGACUCUCCACGCUGGGGACAGACAGACGCAGAGGAGGACAGAGGGAGAGAGGAGGAGUGGGAAGGAUAGGAGACAAGACAGUAGGGAUUCUGGUGAUGUGAAGGUUGUUGCCAUUGGGGUUAGAGAGGGAUGGAGUGGGAAAGAGAGCAUGUAGGAGAGUAGGGAUGCUGGCGGUGACGUGAAGGAGAAGUGGGAGAGAGAGGAGGUGGUAGUGAUGCUGGUGACACAUGAAGGUGGAGUAGGAGAAAGAAGAUGAGAUAGAGUGGAUGCUUGUGAUGGCGUGAGAGUUGUUGUCAGGGAUCGGUAAUGGUCUAGGAAGGAUAGGGUGAGUCUGGGGGGGAGGGGAGUUAGUGGGUGAGUGAGUGAGUGUGUGUGAGUGAAAAUGUGAGUAAUAGUUUAACGAAUGGGCGUGUAAGUGAGUGAUUGAAUAGAUAGGAAAGUAAAUGAAUGAGUGCGUAAAUAAAGGAUUGGGUAACAGAUGAAUUGAGAGGGUUAAUGAGUGACAGAAAAAUGUUUGAAUCGAGAGGAGAGAUGAGUAGUCGGUGAGUGAAUGAAUAAACCUCCCAUCCCUUACCUGGCUUCCUCUUAUCCUGUCUAAUUAGGCCGACAGGUGGACGGCUCUCAGGUGUCCCCAGGUAGGCUCUGUACAGGUUAGCCAUGGGACACUAACAGGAGGUAGAGAAAGGGAAAGUAACAACACCUGCAUAUUAUUUUUUCUCAAUCAACUAGACAAUGAAAACGAUCACCCAGAAAACCUAAAGACGGGAAGAAUAAAGAAAAUAAAGAAAGACAUUACCAGAUUUAUUUUCGCACACAUUAACCACAGAACACAAACAGGAAAACAGGAGAUAGCGUGAAAGGAACAGCAACACACACCUGCUUAUCAUUAUAUCCUCAAAACAACCAGACUAUGCAAACGAGCGGAACGUGAAAUAAAAGCAAAUGAAGAAAAUCUAAGAAGACACUACCAGACCAUUUUCUUAUUCAACUACUAGAAGAGGAAGAAAACUUGAGUCGCAGGGGAGACUUAACCAGAAACCCAAGAAGUGAGGAAGAUAGAGGGAGCAGAUAAGGAGGGAUAGACAAGGAUAUAUUAACGAGACCAUGAAGUAAGGAGGUUAGUAGUUGCCCAUAUACAAGAAUACAGUUAUAUUAAGGAAUUACAUAAGGCCAGGUAGCUUACACGUGGCAGCUUCUGAAGACUACCUAUUUGCACACCUUUUGCUCUUCGAAGACUAGCAAGCUAUUCACCAUUUUUCACCUCCAUUCAUAUAUGUAUCUAGGGACCUUGUGUAUCAUCAGACUAUACGGGAAUGAGUCCUUGUCAUGAUCAGUUGUGUUUAAAUGGAGUUAGUAGGUGAUUAAUAAGGUUUUCCAGGUGUUUAAAUUAUUACAUCAGUCAUACCUAGAGAGGAUAGGGUAGAACACACACACACACACACACACACACACACACACACACACACACACACACACACACACACACACACACACACACACACACACACCAGAGGAUCAAUGGAGAGGUGAUAAUAAUUGACAGGAGAGGAGGAGGAGGAGGAGGGGCAGGAGGUGGAGGGGAGGUAGAGGGGGAGAGGAGGAAGGAAGAGACAGAGAAAAGCUAAAUCAUAUGGAAGGUGUGUGUGUGUGUGUGUGUGUAUGUAUGUGUGUGGUUAUAUUCCCACGUAAAAGUAUAUUGGUUCUCUCUCUCUCUCUCUCUCUCUCUCUCUCUCUCUCUCUCUCUCUCUCUCAUCAUCGGAACGCGAAAAAAACACGUUAAUAAUCGAAAAAAAUAACAACUAACAAAAAUAACAACAGUAACGUCUAUCACAACUUUUCGUCAUCAAAUUCAAACAAAACAAAAAACGAAGCAAAAGGAAGAAAAAAAAACUUACAAUCGGGAAAAAAAUUCGAUGUAGUCUUCAUCUUCUUAACAACUUCAUCAUCCGUCUUAUUUUCUUCAUCCGUUUCUUAUCAUCCGUCUUGUCAUCCAUCUCUAACUUCAUCUGUCUCUCCUAUCUUCAUUUUUCUUUCCUCAUUUCUCUCCUCAUCCAUUUCUAUCAUCAUCCGUCUCUUCAUCCUCCUCUUCACUAUCUUUUCAUCCUUCUCUUUCAUCCAGCUCUUCCCUCAUCCGUUUCUUUCAUCAUCCGUCUGUUUCUUUCGCUAUCCAUCUCCUUCUGCGUCCGUGCCUCCUCACCCACCUCCAUUCACUCACUCACCCACCCACUCACCCAUCUGCAUCAUCCGCUGGGAGACAAAAAAAAAACAAAUCUGUAACCUGACUAGCCAUAACAAUCUAAGGUAGGCCUUGUGACAUAGCUGAUUAUACAUAUAUAUGAAUACAUUAAUAAAAAUACACUACUAAAUAUAUAUAUGUAUGUGUAUGUAUGUAUGUAUGUGUGUAGAGAGACAAGAAGAAGAAAAUAAAAAUAUAUAUAAAAAUAAAUAGUAUAUAUAUAUUGAGUGUUUUUCACGGUUGUUUGUGUUUGUGGUUGUUUAGGUGUGUGUGUGUGUGUGUGUGUGUGUGUGUGUGUGUGUGUGUGUGUGUGUGUGUGUGUGUGUGACUUCAGUUUACAUAAUAGACCUUAUUACCACAUACAUAGAGCUUUUAUUGCUAUAUUGUUGUCAUUUUUUCCAAGAGGUGUUAUAUGUGUGUGUGUGUGUGUGUGUGUGUGUGUGUGUGUGUGUGUGUGUACGUCUUAGUUACAGUGAUAAAUAUUGAGAGGUAUUAGUAACAUUACUAUUUUUACUGUUGCUAACUUUAUUACGACCACAUCUACGACAUCACUACUACUACUACUACUACUACUACUAUUUCAUGUUCUACCACCACCUUCACUAUACGACCAUUCCUACUACUACUACUACUACUACUACUAUUACCACCACAACAACUACUACGAUGACCACUACCAUUCCUUCCUCUCACGAUCACUCAGUAGGAAUAUUAAAGAUUGUAUUCCCGUCAUAGCGAGUGUGUAUGUUCGUACGUAUGUUCGUUCGUUCGUUCGUUCGUUCGAUUGCUUGUUUGUUUGUUUGUUUGUCACGUGUCUCAGUCAGCUGUUAGCGUCUCUCACCAACAACAAACAAAUUUCUGCAGGCGUGAGAAAAGUUGUAUAAGCAAACAAACAAGAAGAACAAAAAUAAUAAUAAUAAUAAUAAUAAUAAUAAUAAUAAUAAUAAUAAUAAUAAUAAUAAUCACGAAAAACACACACAACACACACUGACUUAGCUAGAAUUUGUAAUCACGCGUAUGUAUGUAUGUAUGUAUGUAUGUAAUUGGUGUUUUUUUUUCGUUUUUUUUCGUUUAUUUUGCUAUUUUUCGUUUUUUUUUUUUCUUUACCUUUCGCUUUUUGUUUAUUUUUUGUUUAAUUUUCGUUUUUUUUUUAUUUCUCAGUUUUCGUUUAUUUGUUGUUUAUUGUUCGUUGUUCUUCCUUUUAUUUUGUUUAUUUUUUUAUUGUGGUUCUUGUUUUUUUGUUUUUAUUUGUUUCUUUUUUUUCCUACUUUUUGUCAUAUAUUCCUGUUUUUGUUUGUUUUUGUUCACGUUUAUUUCUAUCUUUUUUUUCUCCUACGUUAUAAUUUUUUUGUUUAUUUCUUUUAUUAUAAUUAUUCUUUUCUACUCUGUUACAUAUUUAUUUUUAUGUGUUUUAUCUAAAUUAGUUUUUUUUUUUAUCCAUCAAAGUUUUUUUCUUUCUCCCUCUUCUAACCCUCUUCUCCUCUUCUUUCUCUUCCCACUUUCUCACUUCUCCCUUUUUUUCUCUCCCUCAACCAGCUUCCAUUUUCUUUUAUCUAUUAUUAUCUUUUACCUCCAUUGUUAUUUUUUGUGUGUGAAUCACGUUUUUAUAUAUUACCGCUAUUAUUAUUAUUAUUAUUAUUAUUAUUAUUAUUAUUAUUAUUAUUAUUAUUAUUAUUAUUAUUAUUAUUAUUAUUAUUAUUAUUAUUAUUAUCUACUUACUUUUGCUGAUACCGGGUUUUUUUCUUCUUUUUAUAUUCUUUUCUUUUUUUCGAUUUUUUUCUCGUUUUUUCGCUUUCUCGUUUUUUAUCGUUUUUUCGUUUUCUCGUUUUUUUCGUUUCUUUUCGGUUUUUUUUUUCUAUCAUCCAGGAGGGGCGCCGUUUUUUCCACACUCCCAAACAUAGGUGGGUUUUAGACCUCUUGUAGAUUUGCCAGAAUAAAGACUUAAAGAAAAACACACAUCUAUUCUA
Eriocheir sinensis (Chinese mitten crab) is the source of this 9422-nucleotide messenger RNA. RefSeq names its product tumor protein p53-inducible protein 11-like. The coding region runs from base 833 to 1879 and encodes 348 amino acids. NCBI's taxonomy places the organism in Eukaryota, Metazoa, Arthropoda, Malacostraca, Decapoda, Varunidae. The transcript is spliced from 6 exons. The record is from RefSeq and is a predicted model, not a curated record.